AUGGGUGGCUUCGUGGCAAAAGGAAAGGGCGGCUCCGGCAAGGACGAGGGGCCGAAAAGCCUCAAGGCCGACAUGAUGGAGGACGAAGCGGAGGACUCCGAAGACGAGGAGCAUCAGAUGGAGAAGGAUGCGCUUCGGGCGAUGGAGGUCGGUGGAAGAGAAAGCCUGGCCGCAGCUUACGAAGCGAUGGCAGCCAAGGAGGUCGUCUAUGACACUUUCUCCGAUGAGCUGCGUGCUGGCUACAUUGCCAGGGUGCAGGCUCGCGAAGCAUGGUGCGAGGAAGUGGAGACCUCGCACGAGCAGCGAGAAGCGCGAGACAAGGCCUUGGCCCAGCAUGCUGCAAGUGUCGCAAGAUCUCUGAGAUUCGGAACAGCCAUCACCCACAAGCGGAUUCCAGGAUGGCCGGCCGGAGGCAUGCACGAGCAUGGAUGGUGA
Symbiodinium sp. CCMP2592 is the source of this 435-nucleotide messenger RNA. Lineage: Eukaryota; Dinophyceae; Suessiales; Symbiodiniaceae. The record is from the annotation of a GenBank genome assembly.